CAUGCGUGUAGUGCUCCUCUAUCCCACCGUCCACUCCACUCCACUCCCGUGACUCCAUUUCCAUCUUCCCAAAUCCCACCAAUCAAAUCCUUAAUCUCAACCAAUCAUUCAUUAAUAAUCAAAUCUAUCUCCAUAAUUAUGCAGCUCAGACGCCCUAUAAAACACCCCCCAAAUCCAAAGCACAACCAAUUCCCCAAUCUCAAUUCCCUAUUCCUCAUUCCCAUGGCCGCCCUAAUCUCCUUCGCCCUCCUCUCCCUCCUCCUCCUCCCCUCCCUCUCCGCCCGCCUCCACCCAAACCCCCACAUUUCCGCCACCAACAUUCUUGUCACUGACCUCUGCAAGGCCUCACUCGAUCCCCAAAAAUGUCAAUCCUACUUCCCCCAAUUACCCCCCGGCGCCACCGUCAUUGACGGAAUCCAAUCCGCUCUCAAACUCUCCUCUCAGAAUAUCAAUUUAGGCCGGGGAAUGGUCCAGCAGAUCCUCGAUUCCUCCGCGUCCAGCAGCAACCGCACCGCCGCAUCCAAAACCUGCCUCGACCUCCUCCGCUACGCCGAUCACCGCACCAAUCUCGCCGCCACCGACGCCCUGCCACACGGGAGGAACAAGGACGCCCGCGCGUGGCUCAGCGCCGCGCUCGUCUACCAAUACGACUGCUGGUCGACGCUCAAAUACGCCAACGACACCUCCCUCGUCGACAAAACGAUGGCGUUUUUCCACUCCUCCGUGAUCCCCUCCGGCAGCGAUUCCCUCUCCAUGGUGUUAAAUUACGACGUUUUUGGUGAUAAAACCGGGCUGUGGGGCCCGGCGAGGACGGAGCGGGACGGAUUCUGGGAGCCCGCGCCAGCUCCGGGCGGGCCCGGCCCGGCCGGAGGCGUACCGCGUGAUUUGAAGGCGGAUGUGGCGGUGUGCAAGAAGGGGUGUGAGUAUGAAAGUGUGCAGAAGGCGGUGGAUGCUGCGCCGGAUAAUGCCGGGCCUGGGUCCCGGUUCGUGAUAUGGAUCAAGGCGGGGGUGUAUGAGGAGACUGUGCGGGUGCCGCUGGAGAAGAGGAACGUGGUUUUCAUGGGGGAUGGGAUCGGCAAAACCGUCAUUUCCGGGUCGUUGAACGUUGGGAAGCAAGGCAUUUCUACAUACAACUCAGCUACAGUUGCUGUUGUUGGUGACGGAUUUAUGGCGACUGGUCUCACCAUCCAGAACACGGCAGGCCCGGAUGCUCAUCAAGCAGUAGCUUUCCGAUCCGGCAGCGACCUCUCUGUAGUGGAAAACUGUGAAUUCCUCGGCAAUCAAGACACCCUCUACGCGCACAGCCUACGUCAGUACUACAAGUCGUGCCGCAUCCAGGGCAAUGUCGACUUCAUAUUUGGAAACUCGGCUUCGUUCUUCCAAGACUGCCUCAUCCUUGUCGCUCCUCGCCAGUUGAACCCAGAGAAGGGCGAGAACAAUGCCGUGACGGCCCAUGGAAGGAUAGACCCCGCUCAAUCAACGGGUUUCGUCUUCCAAGACUGUGUGAUCAAUGGUACAGACGCGUACAUGGCGCUGUACCACAGCAAGCCCAAGGUGCACAAGAACUACCUUGGCAGGCCGUGGAAAGAGUACUCGAGGACUGUUUUCAUCCAUUGCACGCUCGAGGCUCUCAUCAUGCCGGAUGGAUUUUUGCCUUGGAGUGGCGACUUCGCUCUCAAGACCUUGUAUUAUGGUGAAUUCGAAAACCGGGGACCCGGGUCGGAUACGGCGAAGCGAGUGAGCUGGAGCAGCCAGAUUCCGGCCGAGCAUGCGGGUUCGUUUUCUGUGGGGAAUUUCAUCCAAGGGAAUGAAUGGAUCCCUGCGUUGUUGCCGUGAAAUCGACCUCUCCUACUGUAGUUGCAGGUAUCGUUAUGAUGCAACUUAUGCUUAUACAUUGUGAAGAGAGGAAGAUUGAGUGACAAAUGUAAUUAGAGAAAUUACCAUGAUUUUAGUUAUGGUUUAACUAAACUUGAUUAGGAAAAAGAAUUUGCUUAAGCAUACCUAAGUUGAGCUUAGUUGGGCUAAAGACCAAGUCUAAUAUUGGUAAUACUCCUCGGUUAGACUAUUUCCAUCUGGGACCCUCGUUGAACCAUCUUAUCAUCUAAUGAUACUGAGCAAAAAAGUAGAGAUCUA
This is a messenger RNA of Salvia splendens (bonfire salvia), 2133 nucleotides long. Its product is annotated as probable pectinesterase/pectinesterase inhibitor 51. The transcript has 2 exons. The record is from RefSeq and is a predicted model, not a curated record. Lineage: Eukaryota; Viridiplantae; Streptophyta; Magnoliopsida; Lamiales; Lamiaceae. Gene Ontology annotation, molecular function: pectinesterase activity; enzyme inhibitor activity. Bases 139 to 1836 code for a protein of 565 amino acids. Gene Ontology annotation, biological process: cell wall modification.